Messenger RNA from Nicotiana attenuata, 798 nucleotides. RefSeq lists its product as uncharacterized. The transcript has a single exon. The record is from RefSeq and is a predicted model, not a curated record. Lineage: Eukaryota; Viridiplantae; Streptophyta; Magnoliopsida; Solanales; Solanaceae. The coding region runs from base 1 to 798 and encodes 265 amino acids.
AUGCAUGCUCUACCUUUCUCCCAGAAGCAAAGAAGAGAGAAGUUAGACAAACAAUUCGAGCGCUUUCUACAAGUGUUCAAGCAGGUGCAUGUGCAUAUACCUUUCAUAGAGGUGCUUUCACAAAUGUCGUCUUAUGCUAAAUUCAUGAAGAAGAUAUUGUUCAAGAAGCAGAAAGUUGAAGAGACAUCGGUUGUCAAGCUGACAGAGCAUUGUAGUGCCAUUUUGCAAAAUAAGCUCCCUAAAAAAUACAGAGAUCCAGGGAAUUUUACUAUACCUUGCUUAUUAGGAAGUACUAAAUUUCAAAAAUAUUUGUGUGAUUCAAGUGCUUCUAUAAAUCUUAUGUCUUUGUCCAUUUUCAGGAAAUUAGAGGGAGAUAUUGGAGAAAUCAGGUUGAUACAUGUGUCCUUGCAGCUGGCGGAUCAGACCACAGUCAUAUCUGAAGGAAUAGUGGAAGAUGUGCUAGUUUGGGUAGACAAAUUUGUGUUCCCAGUGGACUUUAUUGUGGUGAACAUGGAGCAGAAUAAGGAGGUCCCUCUGAUUUUAGGAAGACCCUUCUUGGCUAUGGGCAGAGCAAUUCUUGAUAUUCAGGAAAGGCAACUCAUGCUCAGAGUGGGAGAUGAAAGGCUGAUCUUCAAGAUGGAAGGAGAAAGGGGGUCCCUAAAGGAGCAACUCGGAGAGAGUAAAACUGAUAAGUGUGGGGUGUACCCAAAGAAGGUGGAAAAGAAGCUCUCAGUAUGGAUGUGUGCACUGGGUCGGGCGUGCAAAGGAGAUCCCGACUUCAAUUCAGACCCCGACUAG